AUGUCUGAAGUAGGAACGUUCCGCAACCUCUCACUCGAGCGACACGGCAAUGUGUUCGUCAUCACCAUGCAAAAGCCACCGGAGAACCGGUUGAACACCUGGUACUGCCAGGAGAUCAUUCGUGCAUUCCGGACCGUAGAGAAAAUACUUGGUCCGGACAGUGAAGGAGCAGUUAUCACGCGCGGAAGCGAUGCGAAGUUCUGGUGUACAGGCCUGGAACUCGAUGAAUCAGACAAAAACCCAUUCGCUAACUCUGAUGGCUUCUACCCGCUCGUCCACACUGUCCUGGACUUCCCAUUCCCCACGAUUGCCCUGUUAACAGGUCACACCUUCGGCGGAGCAUGUCCAUUCGCUCUUGCGCACGAUUACCGAAUUAUGAACGCCAAACGCGGCUUUCUCUCCAUGCCCCCUGUCAACCUAGGUCUCCAUUUCGACGGGAUCGGGUCGCUUCCGCGUUUGAAGCUGCGACCUGAUAUUGCAUCCAAGAUGCUACUUGAGGCGCAUCGGUGGACCGGGAAGGAGGCGCUACAGGAUGGCAUUGUCCAAGCUGUUGCGGAGCCGGAGCAGAUGCUGGAUGCCGCGCUGGAGAUGGGCAGGAAGUGGGCUCCAAAAGCGAAGAUGGGGGUGUAUGCAGCAUUGAGGGCGGAGCUUUGGGGUGAGGCCAUUGAAAAGUUCCAGCGGAUUAGCUAUGUCCAUGGAAGACACACAUCUGCACCGGCGAAGGCGAAGAUCUAG
Aspergillus puulaauensis is the source of this 735-nucleotide messenger RNA. Its product is annotated as enoyl-CoA hydratase/isomerase family protein. Gene Ontology annotation, molecular function: delta(3)-delta(2)-enoyl-CoA isomerase activity; enoyl-CoA hydratase activity. The transcript has 4 exons. Bases 1 to 735 code for a protein of 244 amino acids. Lineage: Eukaryota; Fungi; Ascomycota; Eurotiomycetes; Eurotiales; Aspergillaceae. The record is from RefSeq and is a predicted model, not a curated record. Gene Ontology annotation, biological process: fatty acid beta-oxidation. Gene Ontology annotation, cellular component: peroxisome.